This is a messenger RNA of Brassica rapa (field mustard), 511 nucleotides long. RefSeq names its product stress-induced protein KIN2. The record is from RefSeq and is a predicted model, not a curated record. Lineage: Eukaryota; Viridiplantae; Streptophyta; Magnoliopsida; Brassicales; Brassicaceae.
UUUCCUCACAAAUCACAAUUACUAAACCUAGAAAAGUUCAUAACAAUUAUUCAAAGAGAAGAUAAGAGAAUGUCUAACAAUAGUCAGAACUUGAGCUUCAACGCUGGCCAAGCUAAAGGCCAAACCCAGGAAAAAGCAAGCAACCUGAUGGACAAGGCCUCGAAUGCUGCUCAAUCUGCUAAGGAAUCUCUCCAAGAGGGUGGACAGCAGCUGAAGCAGAAGGCACAGGGUGCGAGUGAGGCCAUUAAGGAAAAGACCGGGCUGAACAAAUGAGAAGCACGUUCCGAAUAACAAUUUAUGUUUUAUUUUACUCUCAUAAUAAUAAUAAUAAUAAUUAGAUAGAGUUGUCUAUCUAAAGCUAAGAUCAAAGCCAUUUAGGCAUUUUGUUUUGCUUUGCUAAGUUUAUCUACCCAAGAGUUGUUGACUCUUGUCUCUUCAUUAUUCUGUAGCUUCGCAGUUAUUUUUAUAUGUAAUAAACGUAUGAAAUACAUGAAACUAUGUCUUAUUUUUA